Messenger RNA from Rhineura floridana, 3731 nucleotides. RefSeq names its product TNF receptor superfamily member 21 (gene TNFRSF21). The record is from RefSeq and is a predicted model, not a curated record. The transcript has 6 exons. Gene Ontology annotation, molecular function: protein binding. NCBI's taxonomy places the organism in Eukaryota, Metazoa, Chordata, Lepidosauria, Squamata, Rhineuridae. The coding region runs from base 555 to 2516 and encodes 653 amino acids. Gene Ontology annotation, biological process: humoral immune response; neuron apoptotic process; negative regulation of B cell proliferation.
GAGCGAAGAUGAGAGCGCAGCCUUUCUCAUGAUGUGACGCAACAGAGGGAAGCCCCACCUGGCGUGCACUCGCCCCUCCCCUCUUCCCUCCCCGCCGCUUGCUGUCGGGUCGCAGAGGCGCCUCCGCCCGCUCUGGCCAUACUGAAGCCGGCCGAAGAAGGAGCGCGGGAGGAGAGGAGGGCGACCUCCUGCCUUUCCGCGGUCGCUAUGGGAAGCCGGCCGCGCCUCCUGCUGAACCCAGUCCUUGUUCUCCGCCGCUUGGCUCCUGCAAGCCAGCAGCUGGGGGGCUGGUCCCGGAGCGCAGCGGCCCCUCGUGCUCAGGCGGGUUGGUCUUGUUGAGCCCCGAGCACUCGCCCUUCUUCCGUGCCGCGCCCUUGAUUGAUUCGCUGCUUCGUUCGCCAUCCUCCUCUGCCAGGCAAUGGGGCAGCGGGUCUGCUAGAUGGGCAGCUUGCCUGGCGGUGGGCAAGGCGCGCCCCUCUCCGUUUCAGGCCUCUAUGGAUCUGUAGCGGCCUCCAACCUCAGAGUCAACAUCUCCCCCACACCCAGCGCCAGUCAUGGGGGCUUCUGCGGCCAACGUAGCCGCUGCUGUUCUUGCCGCCGCCGCCUUCCCCAAGGCCGCUACAGGAGCCGCUGUUGUGUGUAGCCUUCUUGUGGGAUUUAUGUUCCUCAGUACCAUUGAUGCGCAGUCAAAGUUGACAUCUGAACAGAAUGUCAUAAGCCUCUCUUCUGGCAUAUAUAACCACUUUGAUCGUGCCACUAAUGUACAGCUGACUUGUGACAAGUGUCCUGCAGGAACUUAUGUAUCUAAGCAUUGUACAAUAACAAGUCUAAGAGAGUGCAGCCCUUGUCGCAGUGGAACAUACACAAAGCACGAAAAUGGUAUAGAGAAAUGCCAUCUGUGUAGAAAGCCAUGUGAGCUGCCAAUGGUUGAGAAAACACACUGCACUGCUUUGACUGACCGUGAAUGCAUUUGUCCAUCUGGCAAAUUUCUAGAUGGUGAUGCUUGCAUUCCUUAUUCAGUGUGCCCCAUUGGGUGGGGCUUAAGAAAGAAAGGAACUGGAACUGAAGACAUCAAGUGUAAACCAUGCCCUCAAGGCACUUUCUCUGAUGUGACUUCUAGUGUGUUGAGAUGCAAAACAUUCACUGACUGUUCACAAACAAACAUGGUAGUGAUAAAACCAGGAACCAAAGAGAGAGACAACAUCUGUGGACUUCCAUCAGGUUUUCUGAAUGGAGCUGGGCUUUUGUCACAUCCAAAAGAGGGUGAAGAACAUUACAAAGUUCCUUCUGCUUUUCUUCCGAAAGGCAUGAACUCUUCAGUUUCCAACUUUUCUGCUACUCCUACCCCAAACAUGUACAUGAUGGAGCCUAUGAACAUUUACAACGAACCUUCAAAGAACAAGACAGUAGCUGUCAAUAUGACUGCUCUGGAGUAUCAUAAGCCUUUGAAUCACCAGCAAAUCUAUUAUCACAAACAUGCCCCUUCCAUUCUAAAGAGACAGCCAGCAAUGGAAAUGAGUGGCAGUGUGAAAUCCAGCAUUCCGUAUAACCCCCCCAGGAGAGGAUCUCCAAGGCAGGCUGCCCACAGGCAUUUCGAUAUCAACGAACACCUGCCAUGGAUGAUAGUCCUGCUGCUUCUGCUUGUUCUUGUGGUGAUAGUUGUGUGUAGUGUCCGGAAAAGUUCACGAACUCUAAAGAAAGGACCAAGGCAAGACCCCAGUGCCAUUGUGGAAAAAUCUCUUUUGAAAAAAUCUUCCACUCCAACCCAAAACAGGGAGAAAUGGAUCUACUACUGUAAUGGGCAUGGCAUUGACAUUCUGAAACUGGUAGCUGCCCAAGUUGGAAGCCAGUGGAAGGAUAUCUACCAAUUCCUGUGCAACGCAAGUGAGCGGGAGGUGGCAGCUUUUACCAAUGGCUAUUCUGCAGACCAUGAAAGGGCCUAUGCUGCUUUACAGCACUGGACCAUCAGGGGCUCUGAAGCCAGCCUUGCCCAGUUGAUAAAUGCUCUCCGUCAGCACAGGCGUACUGAUGUGGUGGAGAAGAUCAGGGGCUUGAUGGAAGACACAAUACAGCUUGAAGCUGACAAACUGGCUCUUCCUGUUCAUCCUGGUCCUCUCAGCCCUAGCCCAGUUCCAAAGCCAGAUGCAACCAUUAUUCCCGUGGAACCAUCUCCCUUAGAGAAGAACAAGUGCUUCUUUGUAGAUGAGUCAGAACCUCUUCUGCGUUGUGAUUCAACUUCCAGUGGCUCCUCUGCUCUUAGCAGAACAGGUUCCUUUAUUACCAAAGAAAAGAAAGACACAGUGCUGCGACAGGUUCGCCUGGACCCAUGUGACCUUCAGCCCAUCUUUGAUGACAUGCUUCACAUUCUGAACCCAGAGGAGCUUCGUGCCAUUGAAGAGAUCCCACAAGCGGAGGAUAAGUUGGAUAGGCUUUUUGAAAUUGCUGGUGUCAAGAGCCAAGAAGCAAGCCAGACACUCCUAGAUUCAGUCUAUAGCCACCUGCCUGAUCUGCUUUAGACCUUGGUCACCAAAUUACGCUGCACACACACUCUGGCUGCUGCUUGUACUAGCUUGGCACAACAUGCCGGCAGGGUAUUUUAUAGAACUUGUGGCCAGUAUUUUCUUCUAGGUUUUACUUUUUUCUUCCUUACCAGAGGAGGGAGGGGCAGUUUGCAAACCUUUGCAAACUUUCAUGUUUCUUAUCUGAAUUAAAAGAUCUUGUUUCCCUCUUUCCAUUACAACAUUUUAAUCUGUCAUUUUAACCACUUAAAUGCCCCCAUCUUCUGUUCAGACUUUAUCUGUUGAAUUUGGACUUAAGCUUCAUCACCUUCAAAUCUUACCAGAUCAAUUUGGGUAGGUUUUUUUUGCUGUUGUUUCUGUUGUCAGCCAUUUUCACUUGUAUUUGAAAUAUAUAUAUAUAUAUAUUUUUUUUUUCUCAUGUCAGGUUUUUACAAUUCUCCUUUACUGCCCUGUUCAUAACUAGAGGCUUAUGUGAAAAACACUUGUCAGUUUGAUGAGCUUUUCUUAAGAUGACCUUUAAAAAAAUGACACUACUGAAUUACUCACAUUGUUGACAUUUUACUAGCACACUGUAUGGGUUUCACAUGGACAAAACAGAUAUUGGUUGGUGACUUGUGCUCCUCUAAAGCUAUAAAACAGAAGCUUUCUAAAUGUAAGUUCUCCAGCCUUCAAGACAAUAAGACAUUUUGGCCUGCAGCUGAGUGUAAUUCUGAAUGCUCAGCUCAAAGGGAUUAUUUUGCCUUGCCAUUUUAGGAUCUCAGCAGGCUCAAUAAUUAGGGUCAUUUUUGAAGUAGCACCUGGAGCUGGACUCUGGAAGGUAAACAAGAACCCUGGUGGUGCCACAUUUCUCAUUCUAUACGAUUUAUUGAUCUGUGCUUCAAAUUUGUCUUUUUUGUGUGAGUUUUUUUUUAUAUAGAUGUGGCCAAUAGGUUUCAAAGACGUCACUUGGUAUUAGCAUUUCUCCCCUCUACAUACACUUCACUUUCUAUUAAAAAUGCUGCAUUGGAAGAAACCUGCCUCUAUUAUAUUUGCAACUACUAUUAUGCCAGUAAUAAACCAUUCAGUGGUAUUACUUACUUUGGAGAUGCUGCUGCAAGGUGAUGUGUUCUACCUUACAUGGGGGCAGGAAAGGGAAGGAGAUCAUGAUUUUGAAAAAAACUUGCCUUCUGGUAAAUUAAUUUAUUAAUAAAUGAUAGGUGUUUACCAUGUGAA